UAUGAAAUUAAAAAUAAAAAGAGAAAACCGCCAAAAGGAAGAAAAAGGAAAUGGGUGGAGUUCUUUUAAUUUUGUUUUCCUUAGCAGAGGAGAGUUUUGAAGUGGAAGAAGGUGAUGAAAAAAAUCUUUGAAUUUUAAUUUAUUUAAUUGUCAAAGCUUUGAAGCUUCGCGUGUUUUUCAAACUGAUUGUGUAAAGGAAGGGAAAGCAAACAAUGAAAACGCCGCUAGGGGAGGAGCUUUUGAGGAAGAUCCAAGAACUGGAAGUAGGACAUGCGUAUCUCAUGCGAGAAAUGUCAAGUUUAAAACAAUCCUGCGGUGAGUCAAUUCAUGACUCAACUUGUCGAGGAUCCCGCCGUACUUCCCCUCAACGGCCGUUAUUUCUCGGGGACGCUGCGGCUGCUGCCGGUUCUGGUUCUGUUCGACUUCCGUUACGAAUAGAGAGCGGGAGCUGCGGCACCACAAAUGGCGGCGGUGGCGACGCAGGAAGAACAAGAACCGGGAAUUCACGGACAGCUGCCGCUAAUUUGACUAACAGUCAGUAUUUAAAUAUUUUACAGUCUAUGGGACAAUCUAUUUAUAUAUAUGAUCUUAGAGGCCGUGUAUUCUUUUGGAACCGAGGUGCUGAAAAACUUUAUGGUUAUUUAGAAGCAGAAGCUUUAGGACAAAAUAUUAUUAAGCUUGUUUGUCAUCCAAAGGAUUUCGGGUUUGCAGUUAAUAUAGUUCAACGGGUUAUUAUUGGGGAGAGUUGGACUGGGCUGUUUCCUAUUAAGAAUAGACUAGGGGAGAAUAUUUUUGUAGUUGCAACUGUUACUCCUUUUUAUGAUGAAAAGGGUUCCGUGGUGGGAAUCACUUCUGUGACCUGUGAUUCGCGGCCUUUUAAAGAAACCAAGUUUGAAUUUUCAGCUGAAAGGCAACCGAAAGGAGAUUCUUCAGCCUUUACCCGGUCUAAAAACGCCAUCUCGAUUAAACUUGGUCUUGAUCCUCAGCAGCCUCUGCAAGCUGCAAUUGUAUCAAAAAUAUCAAAUUUGGCGUCCAAGGUGAGCAACAAAGUGAAAUCCAGAAUUAGGACAGGCGAGAAUCGUGUUGAUCCUUAUGAUCAUAAAGAAGACGCAACUUACAGUGGAGUCUGUACACCGAAGGAAGAUAUGUGGCCACCCUCCCAUGAUGUACUUUAUCCUUUUGAUAACGUGUCCACUGUAAUGAACUCUAUAGAUUUUGGUGAUGAGAAUGAAGGAAAACCUGCAAUCCAAAAAUUUACGUCCUUUAUAGCUAAGACAGGGAUAUCUUUGCCUUGGAAAGGGAACAGUCAAGAAGAAUCAGAGGCCAAGACUACUCAUUCCAUAAGGCCUUGUGAGGGUAAUGAUCAACAGAAUGAAACAUUUCUGCUAAAGGGCCCAUAUUUGGGUAAAAAACUUGAAGACCAUAUUAAUGAGUAUGACAGCCCUAUCAACAAUGAGGCAUCAGGUUUUUCAUCAUCUUCUGCUAAUGUUAACAGCACAAGCAGUACCAGCAGCUCGGGGAGUACUGGUGGUAGUCCUGUUAAUAGAGUUGAUAUGGACACUGAUUGUGUAGAUUAUGAAAUCUUGUGGGAAGAAUUGACGAUCGGAGAGCAAAUUGGGCAAGGUUCUUGUGGAACAGUAUAUCAUGGUCUGUGGUAUGCAUCAGUUUCUCUGAUGAAAAGACUGCGGCAUCCAAAUGUUCUGCUGUUCAUGGGAGCUGUCACUUCACCUCAACGUCUCUGCAUUGUUACUGAAUUCCUUCAACGUGGGAGUUUGUUUCGAUUGCUACAGAGGAAUGCUGCAAAAUUAGAUAGGAAACGGCGUGUUCAUAUGGCUUUGGAUAUUGCACGAGGCAUGAAUUAUCUUCACCAUUGCAAUCCGACUAUCGUUCAUCGCGAUUUGAAGUCUUCAAAUCUCCUAGUUGAUAAGAAUUGGACUGUGAAGGUUGGCGAUUUUGGUUUGUCACGUCUCAAGCAUGCAACGUUUCUCACUACUAAGACUGGGAAAGGAACGCCUCAUUGGAUGGCGCCAGAAGUUCUUCGCAAUGAACCCUCCGAUGAGAAGUCCGAUAUUUAUAGUUUUGGAGUCAUAUUAUGGGAACUUGCUACUGGAAAGAUACCUUGGGAGAAUCUCAACUCAAUACAGGUAAUUGGAACUGUCGGGUUCAUGAACCAACAGCUUGAGAUUCCGAAGGAUUUAGAUCCACUGUGGGCUUCUAUAAUUGAGAGUUGCUGGCUCAGUGAUCCUCGAAGUCGGCCAACGUUUCUGGAACUGAUGGACAAGCUUAGAGAGCUUCAAAGACGAUGCACCAUCCAAUUUCAGCAGGCCCGUAACUCGACUGGAGACGGCUCUCAAAAGGGAUCAUGAAUCAAAUCCAAGUGUUUUUGGGUUCAUUUCUUCCCUCAGCAAAAGCUCUCGAUUGGUUGAAGCAUGGGCAUUCUUUUUGCUAACAUUUACACUCAAUUGCCGCUUGUGGAAUGCAGAAUUGCCGCCUAGACUUGCGACAUUGGCGUUGAAAAUAUCAGGCUGGACAAAGAUGAAAAGGAGACGGCACUUACCGUGUGAGCAACCCCAAAUUUCAUGGUGAUUGGAUUGGUUGUUAGUGAAUGUCGCUUGUUCUUUUUCAUGUCAGCCUGGAAAUUUUUCGGAGGGAAUGUCAAUAAAGGUAUAUUAUAUAUUUAUAUUGUGGAUCAUACUCUUCUAUAUCGGAAUUUGUAUCGAGCAUGAACUAAAGACUGAGAAAUCAGAAAACUCGGAACAUUCCAGAUAA
Messenger RNA from Gossypium arboreum, 2769 nucleotides. RefSeq lists its product as uncharacterized. The coding region runs from base 213 to 2366 and encodes 717 amino acids. NCBI's taxonomy places the organism in Eukaryota, Viridiplantae, Streptophyta, Magnoliopsida, Malvales, Malvaceae. The record is from RefSeq and is a predicted model, not a curated record. Gene Ontology annotation, biological process: regulation of DNA-templated transcription; protein phosphorylation. The transcript has 12 exons. Gene Ontology annotation, molecular function: protein kinase activity; ATP binding.